This is a messenger RNA of Copidosoma floridanum, 2359 nucleotides long. Its product is annotated as aladin. Lineage: Eukaryota; Metazoa; Arthropoda; Insecta; Hymenoptera; Encyrtidae. Gene Ontology annotation, molecular function: protein binding. Gene Ontology annotation, cellular component: nuclear pore. The record is from RefSeq and is a predicted model, not a curated record. Gene Ontology annotation, biological process: nucleocytoplasmic transport.
CCAACUUGGCUGCUCUUAGAGACGUUUUUCUCAUGAAUUGACCUGCAGGCAAAUAAGUCGAAAAAAAAAAUUUUUUUUGGGACCCCGGCACUAAAAUAAUUGGUGGUCGGCGGUGCUGUUCCAUUCCGUGAGUGUUUUAUAGUUUUUACCGCGAAAAACGCAACAUUUGACGUGCCCUCUAGCCUUACCAUUUGAAGGUUAUACAAAACUAUGUAUGCGCCGUAUACAUGUCAAAAAAAGUGUACUCAAUAAGCUAGCAAACGUUAAAGAAGUACACGUCAAAUAAUCCAAAAUGCUCAGAAUAUUAUCUCUGAACGAUUUUGAGGCUCCCCUGUUUGAUGACCUGAUAACUGCCAGUUACACGGAUAAUGGACCUGUUUAUUGUACGAAAAAUGAAUUGCAGCGAGAAUUGCAAUCUUUCGAUGUGCACCUGCGUGAAUUUCCCGUUGUCAAUAUCACACCCGAGAUGCUGGCUACCAGAGAAACAGCACGCACCAUUGGAGCCAGGGAUUUGUUUUUGCCAGUGCAAGACAGUGCUUUUAAAAAAAUUGCUAAUAUUUGGAGAGAAAAGGGUUGGCUAGAAGCCAUCAGAACUGCAGCUGCUGAAGAUCCAAGGGAAAUUACGUUUCCACUUUACUGGUUUGCCACAAGAUUCACACAAAUGUUGGAUCUCAUAGAGAAAGGAACAUUUUGGACUAGCGUUCUACCAAUAUCUGGGUCUGGCUCAGUCGCUGAUGUAGCUGCAACGAGAGAUUGGGCCACAGCACUAAUCCGCUGUAUGGCCUGGCAUCCACAUUAUAUACGCUUAGCUGUAGCCACUAGGGACGACAGAAUCAGAAUAUUCUCCAAUACUACUAGUAAUAUUAAUACUGCUGUUUUAAGGCACAGUGCUCAAAAAUCCGUAUGCUGUAUGAGUUGGAGGCCAAAUGCUGGCAGAGAAUUGGCAGCAGCUUGUCAAAAUGGAGUAUUGGUAUGGACAAUAGAAUUAGGAGCAGCCAGCAAUUCUCUCAGUCACGCAAUCAUGUUGAAACACAGGAAUCAUGCACCAGUUACAAGCGUGGCAUGGAAUCCAGAAGGUGACUUGUUGGUAUCUUGUUGUCUAACAGACAUGAACAUGAUAAUAUGGGAUGUGGCAAAAGAAAGCGGAGUGCCUUUGAAAAGAGUAGGUGGAGGAGGAUUAUGUUUUGCCAGGUGGUCAUCUUGCGGAUCUCGACUCUUAGCAACAACUUGUAGAAAAAUAUUUAGGGUAUGGAAUAUUGGAGCUGGAACUCAUUGGAAACCCGAAAGAUGGACUGUGCCCAAUGGUAGAGUAGCUGCAGCUUGUUUUGGGCCAAAUUUAACUCUACUCUUUACAUCCACGGAAAAUCCAGCAAUGAUAUUUUCCUUACCUCUUCAAGAAAAAAUUUUCAACGUCAAGAAGCUCGAUACUCUUGAUGAUGAUAAAGUAGCAAUGCCACUGAUCGAUCUGAGUAAAGUUACUUUUGCAUCAAAUGAAGAAGAUGUGCACAUUACGGCUGGUGGCAGAGUUAUUUCCAUGGACUGGGAUCCGCUUGGAAAAUAUCUAGCCGUUAUUUUUCAGGAUAGCCCGCUAGUUGCCAUAUUCAAAACGAAAAUCGGGAGUACUUCGAGAAUAACCGAGGUUAAACCUCUGUGUUUUGCCCAAGGAUUUCUCGGUGAAGUUCCGCAUUGCAUCGAGUUUUACCAUAACUAUCAAAAAAAAUCAGAUACCACAAUCUUGACGAUCGCAUGGAGCAGUGGUUUCAUUCAGCAUUUCCCGAUAUUAGAGAAAGUUCAGACACACGGACAGCCAGACCUCUGUACGACCACUCACAUUGGAGGAACGCUAUCCAAUUCAUUUGCAUUCAACGACGAUUCGUACUUACAGUCGUCAAUUUAUACCAGUUUCUCUACGCUGCAAUGAGAAGAACGAGUGUAAAACUUUUAUCGAAAACACUCGCGCAAUUGUUGGCAAUGUUGCUAUACUUAUGAAAAAAAAAACACACACACAAAUAGCGAGCAAAAUUACGGCACAGCACUGCGAAAUGACGAAACAUUUAUCUUUAUCGCAAACGCAAAGUCGCAGUUGAUUUAUGUUCAUCACCUAUACGUGAUGCUGCUUAGCUGUAAAUUAAAUAUCAAUUGUAUUACUAAGAAUUUAGUGUAAUUGACCCAACUGUAUUUGGAGUUUUGUAAAAUACCUAGCUUUUUGAAGUAUUUACAUUUAUACCGUGACGGUAAGCUUUGUUAUCAAUAUCUACUAUGAUCUUCAACAAACAAGCGAUCCGUCAGAGCUUGAUAUUUUUAUAUGCUUUUAUAACGUUCUACACAGUGAUUCAAUAAAUUGGAAAAGCACCCACUA